This is a messenger RNA of Penicillium manginii, 429 nucleotides long. RefSeq lists its product as uncharacterized. The record is from RefSeq and is a predicted model, not a curated record. Gene Ontology annotation, biological process: carbohydrate transport; transmembrane transport. The transcript is spliced from 2 exons. NCBI's taxonomy places the organism in Eukaryota, Fungi, Ascomycota, Eurotiomycetes, Eurotiales, Aspergillaceae. Bases 1 to 429 code for a protein of 142 amino acids. Gene Ontology annotation, cellular component: membrane. Gene Ontology annotation, molecular function: carbohydrate:proton symporter activity.
AUGAUAUUCCUCUUCUAUGGUGUUGUAGGAGCAGCAUGGCCUGGACUUACUGUGUCAUACACCAUUGAGAUCGUACCAUAUCAUAUUCGCGCCAAAGGCCUCACCCUAUGCUUUUUCUUCACUGCUAUAAAUGGGGUUUUCAAUCAGUGGGUAAAUCCUCUUGGUCUUGAAAAUCUACAGUGGAGAUUUUACUCUAUUUAUAUCGUUUCUUUGCUUUUUCUCACCUUGACACUGACAAUCUCCUUCCCUAGUCUCGUCUUGGAGUGUUUAAUCAUAUUCUUCUUCUUUCCUGAAACCAAAGGACCGACUCUAGAAGAAAUUGCAGUAAUAUUUGAUGGUGAGCAAUCCGCGGCUGGCAUCGCGCAGGCCAGGGCAUUGGAAAAGAGUUGUCACACAUCGGGAUGUCAAGCAGGAUGCACGAUCUACUAG